Messenger RNA from Balearica regulorum gibbericeps (East African grey crowned-crane), 6949 nucleotides. The record is from RefSeq and is a predicted model, not a curated record. NCBI's taxonomy places the organism in Eukaryota, Metazoa, Chordata, Aves, Gruiformes, Gruidae.
AGAAAUCAAUGAAAGGAUUCCUCUUUGCUAAGCUGUAUUUUGAAAUAAAAGAAUAUGAACUUGCUAAAAGGUAUAUAUCUACUUACCUCAAUGUACAAGAGAGAGAUCCCAAAGCACACAGAUUUCUUGGACAAAUUUACGAAGCUGAGGAUAACAUAGAAAAAGCUUUUGGGUGUUACAAGCGUUCUGUGGAGUUGAACCCAACACAGAAAGAUCUUGUCUUGAAGAUUGCAGAGUUACUAUGCAAUAAUGACAUUACUGAUGGAAGAGCAAAAUACUGGGUUGAGCGAGCUGCUAAGCUUUUCCCUGGGAGUCCUGCUGUUUACAGGUUGAAGGAGCAGUUAUUGGAUUGUAAAGGUGAAGAUGGAUGGAAUCAGCUUUUUGACUUGAUUCAAGCAGAACUUUAUGCAAGACCAGAUGACGUCUACAUAAACAUCAGACUAGUUGCACUCUACCGUUCAAAUAAUAGAUUAAGAGAUGCUGUGCUCCAUUGUCAGGAGGCAGAGAAGAAAAUCCCUUUGCAGUCAAGCUUGGAAUGGUGUUCCUGUGUUGUAGAGACAUUUGAGGAAUAUCUGGAAUCUUUACAAGACUUGGAGUCUGAUAAAAAUAACUGGAGAGCUAUCAAGAAAGAUCAUCUGCUGGCCUAUUCUAGCUUUGUCAAAAUGACACUUUCUUCUAGAGAUGUUCAGGAAUGCAGAGAGGCACUUGAAAGUUUUGAUCGUGUGCUUCAGUCAGUGAAACCAUAUGUGAGUGGGGCUGAUGAGUUGUCUCGUACCUACGUGGAAAUGAAAGGACAGCUAUAUAUGCAUGCUGGAACUUUGCUACUGAAAAUGGCCCAACACAAUGAGGCACAGUGGAGAGCUGUGUGUGAACUAGCAGCAUUGUGUUAUCUGAUAAGUUUCCAGGUUCCUAAACCAAAGUCAAAACUAAUAAAGGGGGAUCAAACUGGACAAGAUGUGCUAGAAAUGUUGGCCUGUGAUCGGAAAAGCCAGUCUGGUCAUAUGUUGCUGAACUUAAGCCACGGCAAGCAAGACUUCUUUAAAGAGAUUGUGGAAUCUUUUGCAAACAAGAGUGGUUCAUUUACAUUGUUUGAUAGCCUGUUUGAGAGUGGAGCUUCUAGAGAGAGAUCUUUUAUUGGCACGGAUGAUAUUGGAAAUGUCAGUACACAAGCACCAGUGCAAUUGGAACUUAAUAAAUAUGACAUUGGUGCUGUUCGAAUGCACAAUGGCAGUCUCCAGCACCUUGUGUGGCUUGGCUUGCAGUGGAACUCCAUGUCAGUCUUACCCCCAAUGCGGAAAUGGCUAAAACAGCUUUUUCACUUGCCCCAAGAAACAUCAAGACUUGAGACAGAUGCUCCUGAAUCCAUUUGCCUAUUGGACCUUGAAGUGUUUCUACUUGGGGUGGUAUUCACUAGCAACUUACAAUUGCAAGAGAAGUUUAAUUCUUACUAUGGCGCACAUCAGCCUCAAUUCUUACCGUUGCCAGUGUGCAAACAGCUCUAUACCGAAAAGCAAAGAUGCUGGUGGGAUGCCGUUCGUACUCUUAUUCAGAGAAAAACAAUACCAGGAACAGCAGCAAAACUGAGGCUUAUUGUACAGCAUGGAAUAAGUACUCUGCGAACACUGGAGAAGCAUGGCCUUCAACCUGCCUUAAUUAUACACUGGGCAAAAAGCCUGCAAAAAACAGGCACUAGCCUUAACUCCUUCUAUGACCAGAAGGAAUACAUUGGACGAAGUGUCUAUUACUGGAAGAAAGUUUUGCCUAUGCUGGAAAAUAUCAAAAAGAAGAGGAAUAUUCCUGAACCUACUGAUCCUCUCUUCAGACACUUCCAUAGUGUAGACAUUCAGGUCUUUCAGGUUGCAGGAUAUGAAGAAGAGGCGCGUAUAGCAUUUGCAAUGUUGGAUGCAGUUGAUGGCAAAACUGAUGAUGCUUUGUUAGCAUUUGAAGCUAUUAAGAAUGUGGUUUCAUACUGGAAUCUUGCUGUGAUCUUCCAAAGAAAGGCAGAAGAGAUCGAAAAUGAUGCCAUGCUGCCAGAAGAACAAGAAGAACACAAAACCUAUCUUCUUAAAAGCAAGUAUUAUCUAAUGAAGAUCAUUGAGGAAAGCUCCUCGGAUAUGUCAGUAAGUGAGAAACUGCCGGUGUCUAUUGAAACUGUGAGGGAAAUGCUAGAUACAGUGAUCCAGGAACUUGGCGAGAAUGGUGAAGAGGGAAGUCCUGCCUUCAGGAAUGGUCUAUCACGAGCUGUAGAUUCAGAGGUGAAACAUUCCACUCCGUCACCACCCAAGUUCUCUCUUUCACCAACUAAGAGCUACAAGUUUUCUCCUAAAACUCCACCUCAGUGGGCAGAAGAUCACAGAUCUAUACUUCAAAUGAUCUGUCAGCAAGUGGAAGCUUUAAAGAAUGAAAUGCAAGAAAUGAAACUUAAUAGUUCCAACUCAAAUGCAUCAUCUCAUCGAUGGCCUACUGAAAGCUAUGGAACAAAUACAAUGUCAGAAGGUUAUCAGAGAGCACAAAAUCUUCAUGAAGCUCCGUUAACAGUUGCUACCACUGGCCCGUCUGUUUACUACAGCCAGUCACCUGCCUAUAACUCUCAGUAUCUUCUCAGAACUGCUGCAACCAAUGUAACACCAACGAAGAUUCCUUUUGAUACUGAAGCUAAGCCUGCAAAGGAAGGAUUUAGCUUUUCAAUGCCAGUGCCUCCAGAUGGAUUUAAAUUUGGGAUACAGGAGUCUAGUAAAAAUACCACAAAGAAAGAUGAGCCAUCCAAAGAUGGAAUUACAUUCCAAUUUCAAGAAACAGCAAACAAGGAGAAAGGUGACUUUGUUUUUGGACAAAAUAGCAGCACUUUUACUUUUGCCGAGCUUGCAAAAAAUGCUCAGAGGGAAAGCUUUCAGUUUGGCAAAAAAGACCCUAACUUCAAAGGCUUUUCAGAUGCAGAUAAAAAGCUGUUUUCUUCGCAGGCUUCUAAAAUGGAUCACAAAGCAAACACUUCUGCUGACCUUGGUGAGAAGGAUGAUGAUGUGUAUAAGACAGAGGAUAGUGAUGAUAUCCAUUUUGAACCUAUAGUUCAGAUGCCUGAAAAAGUAGAACCAUUUACAGGAGAGGAAGAUGAGAAAGUGUUAUACUCCCAAAGAGUAAAGCUGUUCAGGUUUGAUCCAGAAACAAGCCAGUGGAAAGAACGUGGAGUGGGCAACCUGAAGAUUCUUAAAAAUGAAGUUAAUGGCAAAGUAAGAAUAUUAAUGCGGCGUGAGCAGAUACUGAAGGUGUGUGCAAAUCACUAUAUAACAACAACGAUGAACUUGAAACCACUGUCUGGCUCAGACAAAGCAUGGAUGUGGGUGGCCAGUGACUUCUCUGAUGAUAAGGCAAAGUUGGAACAACUGGCAGCAAAAUUCAAGACACCAGAGCAGGCUGAGGAGUUCAAGCAGAAGUUUGAAGAAUGUCAGAGACUACUACUAGAUAUACCACUGCAGACACCUCAUAAGCUUGUUGAUACCGGUAGGACAGCUCAACUUAUACAGAAAGCAGAAGAAAUGAAGUGUGGCUUAAAAGAUCUCAAAACAUUUCUGACAGAUGACAAAACUAAACUCUCAGAAGAGGAAAACGUAAACUCUGUUUGUGCCAGCAGUACUUCUGAUCUGGUUAUAAAGCCACAUGCGGAAAGUACUGGGCCUACUCUGGAGUGGGAUAACUAUGACUUGCGUGAAGAAGCAUUGGAUGAUAGUGUAAGUAGUUCUGUGUAUGCAUCACCUCUUGCAAGUAGUCCUGUAAGAAAAAAUCUGUUUAGGUUUGGAGAGUCUACCACGGGCUUUAGUUUCAGCUUUAAAUCUGCCUUGAGCCCAUCCAAAUCUCCUUCCAAACAGAACCAGAGUAGAACAUCAGUAGGCACAGAUGAAGACUCUGACAUUACUCAGGAAGAAGAGAGAGAUGGGCAGUACUUUGAACCUGUGGUGCCUCUGCCUGACCUUGUGGAAGUGACCAGUGGUGAGGAAAACGAGCAAGUUGUCUUCAGUCACAGAGCUAAGCUCUACAGAUAUGACAAAGAUGCUAAUCAGUGGAAGGAGAGAGGUAUUGGGGAUAUAAAGAUACUACAGAACUACGACAACAAACAAGUGCGUAUAGUAAUGAGAAGGGAUCAGGUACUAAAACUCUGUGCCAAUCAUAGAAUAACACCAGAUAUGAAUAUACAACAAAUGAAAGGAUCCGAUAGAGCGUGGGUAUGGACUGCAUGUGACUUUGCAGAUGGCGAAAGGAAAGUAGAACUUCUAGCUGUGCGAUUCAAGCUGCAGGAUGUUGCGGACUCAUUUAAGCAGAUUUUUGAUGAAGCAAAGCGUGCUCAAGAGAGAGACACACUGAUAACACCUCUUUCUUCUCGGGCUAAUACGCCGAAGGAAUCUCCAUGUGGUAAAAAUGCAGUAGCUGUACUAGAAGAAACUACCAGAGAAAGAACUGACCUCAGCCAUGGUGAUGAUACUUCUGAUGUAACUGUAGAAGUCACAGAGGUGUCAAACACUUCUGAAACGCCAACAAAAACAGUGGUUUCUCCUCCAAAGUUUGUAUUUGGAUCUGAAUCUGUUAAGAGCAUUUUCAGCAAUGGAAAGUCAAAGACAUUCACAUUUGGAAAUACUUCAGCCACUAGUUCUCUCUUUGGCUUCAGCUUUAAUCCUCCAAGAAAGAGUGAAGACCAUAUUCCAAUGUCUCGGAACACAGUACAGAAAGAUCUGGAAGUCUCUGAACCACCAAAAAGCUCUAGUGCUCCUCAGAAGCCUCUAGACAGCAAAGUAGACAACUUGCCUACUUCAACACAAGAUGGACCCUCUAACUUCUCAUUUAGAAUUCUGGAAAAAGCUGAGAAGACGACGUCAGAAGAUCUUCAAUCUGAUGAUGUUAUAAUAGUUUAUGAGUUAACACCUACCCCUGAACAGAGAGCUCUCGCUGGAUUUCUCAAGCUACCUUCAACAUUUUUCUGUUACAAGAAUAAGCCUGGAUAUGUGAGUGACGAGGAUGAUGAUGAAGACUAUGAAACAGCUGUUAAGAAACUUAAUGGAAGACUGUAUCCCAGUGAUUCAGAAGAGAAAAAGAAAUUGCAAGAUCCUGUAAAAGUAGGCCCUAUAGGAAAAAGUGAAUGCAACAAUGAAAGAGAAUGUGUUACUGCUUGGGAAAAGAAAACAACUCCUGAGAAGGCUAAAGCAGAAAUUCCGCAGAUUCCUCCUACAUCUGUCUGUGGUGGCAGCGGUGAUACUGAGGAUGACAGUCCAGAAGACCUUCAGACAGAAGUUAAAAUUCAAGAAACUAAAGAGAAUGAGGUUACAAGCUCUACUGACUUAGUCUGUACCAGUAAGGAAGAAGUACCUACUCCAUCAACCAGUGAGGCGACAGUAUUUGUCCAGUCAGCUACCGAAAAUGAAGAACCAGAUUCCACUACGGAAACUGUGCGUGUAUCUCAGCCUUUAUCAGGAACUGAUGACAAACCUGUAGACUUGUCAACUAAGAAAAGUGAUUUGGACUGUACAGAAUCAACACAAGAAAACAGAAUCAUCUCCUUUGGUUUCGGCAAUACUGCAGGCUUGUCAUUUGCAGAUCUGGCUUCCAAAAACUCUGGAGACUUUGCUUUUGGCUCAAAAGAUAAAAACUUCAAAUGGGCAAAUACUGGAGCAGCUGUGUUUGGAGAGACAGCCCGUAAAGCAGAUGAAGAUGAAGGUGGUAGUGAUGAUGAGGUGGUACAUAAUGAUGAUAUCCACUUUGAGCCAAUUGUGUCCUUACCAGAGGUGGAAGUAAAAUCUGGAGAAGAAGAUGAAGAAAUUCUCUUCAAAGAGAGGGCAAAACUUUACAGAUGGGACAGAGGUGCUACUCAGUGGAAGGAGCGUGGUGUUGGAGAGAUAAAGAUCCUCUUCCAUACACAGAAGAAAUACUAUAGAGUCCUCAUGAGAAGGGACCAAGUUCUGAAAGUCUGUGCAAACCAUGUCAUCACCAAAGAAAUGAACUUAGUGCCCUCUGAUGCAUCAAACAAUGCUUUAAUUUGGACAGCCACAGAUUAUGCUGAUGGUGAAGUAAAAGUAGAACAACUUGCAGUCAGAUUUAAAAGCCAAGAAUUGGCUAAUUCUUUCAAGAAGAGGUUUGAAGAAUGCCAGCUAAGCCUGUCAGAACUACAGAAGGGACACUUAUCUCUGGCAGCAGGACUGUCAAAGGACACCAACCCCAUUGUGUAUUUUGAGGUUUCUGCUGAUGACGAACCUCUAGGACACAUAACCAUGGAGCUGUUUUCAAAUAUUGUCCCUCGAACUGCUGAAAAUUUCAGGGCCCUGUGCACAGGAGAGAAAGGAUUUGGAUUCAAGAACUCCAGCUUUCACAGAAUAGUCACUGACUUUGUGUGUCAGGGAGGUGAUAUAACUAACCAUGAUGGAACAGGUGGACGGUCAAUUUAUGGAACAGCAUUUGAAGAUGAGAAUUUUGAAGUGAAACACACUGGUCCUGGAUUGUUGUCAAUGGCAAAUAAGGGCAGGGAUACGAAUAAUUCUCAGUUCUUCAUAACACUUAAAAAGGCAGAACACCUGGACUUCAAGCAUGUGGUAUUUGGGUUUGUAAAAGAUGGAAUGGAUGUUGUGAAAAAGAUUGAAUCCUUUGGUUCUCCUAAAGGGCUAGUAAAUGGAAGAAUUGUCAUUACAGACUGUGGGCAAAUAUAGAAUUAUUGCUUUGAGUAUACAGAUGUUCUAGCAGUAUAAAUCACUAUUUAGAUGUUGACUAAUUAUUUCAACUUCUUAAAAUGGACACUUCUGAUGUAUAAAUGUAAAAUUACAGCUUAUAGUUGGGUUUUUUAUGUGUUCUAAUUGAUUUUUUGCAUGUUAAAAAGUUCAGACACUGGCAUAUUUCAGGUGUAUUUGUGUUAUCCUGACAUAUUUGUAUUAAAUGUCAAAUUUUAAAUAUUAAAUCUUAGUCUUGUUAAAAUAAA